AUGUUGGCGCUGUCGCACUCUCAGUCGCGGGCCUCCCUGCUGAUCAAGACGCUCGUGCAGCCUCGAGGACCCGGACAUGGAGCGCGGGCCCUGGGCUCGACGCGAUCGUACACCGCCGGCAGCCUCAAGAUCAACGCAGCGAGGAUGAUGGACAGCCUGCACGAGACUUGCAAGUGGGGAGCCGCGCAUCCUUACGGAUCGGGCCCCACGGAGACGGGAAUGAGCAGGCUCACGCUCGAUGACAACGACUUCAAAGCCAGGCGGUGGCUGGCCAAGGAGGCAGAGAGCCUCGGAUGCACCACAAAGGUCGACAAGAUGGGCAACAUGUUCAUGUUCCGCCCUGGCAAGCAUCAGGGCCACGCGACGGCCGUCGGAUCCCACCUCGAUACCCAGCCGACGGGCGGGCGAUACGACGGCAUCCUCGGCAUCCACGCGGCGCUCGAGGCCUUUCGUACGAUCCACGAAAACAAGCUCCAGACCGAGUACCCGCUCUGCCUUGUGAACUGGACCAACGAGGAGGGCGCGCGCUUCCCUAAAUCCAUCACGGGCUCGUCGGUGUGGAACGGCGACCUUGCCCUCGACAAGGCGUGGGCGUUGCAGGAUGUCAAGGACGCGUCGAUAACGAUGCGGGACGAGCUGGAGCGGGGUGGCUUUCUGGGAGACGUCGAGGCGAGCUACGAGUCCAAUCCGCUCGCCGCCCACUUUGAGCUGCACAUCGAACAAGGUCCGAUCCUCGAGUCGACCGGCAAGAAGGUCGGCAUCGUCCAGGGCGGCCAGGCGUAUCGGUGGAUCGACGUCAACGUCCACGGACGAGACUGCCACACGGGAUCGACGCCCUUUGAGACGCGCUCGGAUGCGAUGCUCUGUGCGUCGCGCAUCAUUGUCGAGAGCAACCGGAUCGCCAAGGAGCACGGCGGUCUUGCAAGCACGGGCAUCCUGCGGCUCUCACCCGGCAGCGUCAAUACAUGUCCCGGCCACGUCUUCUUCACGCUCGACAUCCGCCACCCUUCGACUGAAAGGCUCGCUGCACUGACGUCAGCCAUCGAGGCCCGUUCGCGUGCGGUGGCCGGGACGGGGAGCGAGCGAGGCUGCCGCCUCGAGUGGCUCGAGACCUUCCACAGCCCUGCGGUCGAGUUUCAUCCGGACUGCAUCAGCAGCGUCCGAGAGGCGGUCGAGGCCAACUACGGCGCCGAGUCGGGCAUCGACGUCUUCAGCGGUGCUGGUCACGACACGUGCGCCACGAGCAAGAGAUGUCCAUCCUCGAUGGUCUUCAUCACCAGCCGCGAUGGUGUCUCUCACAACCCGCUCGAGUACUCUUCGCCCGAAGACUGUGCCAUCGGAGCCCAGGUCCUCAUGGACGCAGCGCUGGUGUACGAUGCGCGCAGGACCGCGUAG
This is a messenger RNA of Pseudozyma flocculosa PF-1, 1395 nucleotides long. RefSeq lists its product as uncharacterized. Bases 1 to 1395 code for a protein of 464 amino acids. NCBI's taxonomy places the organism in Eukaryota, Fungi, Basidiomycota, Ustilaginomycetes, Ustilaginales, Ustilaginaceae. The transcript is spliced from 5 exons. Gene Ontology annotation, molecular function: hydrolase activity, acting on carbon-nitrogen (but not peptide) bonds, in linear amidines. The record is from RefSeq and is a predicted model, not a curated record.